GGUCACGAGGUGUCCCUUUGGAGUAUUUUUGGCCCAAGCCAAAGCCGUGAAAGGUUUGUUCCCAUAUCACCUCACCGAGGUCUACGAAAUCGACAUGCGUUCCAAGCUUCUUGUGGCUGUUCUGUUCACGUUGGCAGAAGGUUUUCGUACUGGGACGGACUUGAAGGAGGAGAUGUGCCCUGAGCCUGAGACAAGCCCUAAGUACUUCCGGAAUUUGCGAAGCAGCUCGGGUGUGACCACCUGUAGCAAGAAGGAUGUUUGCUUGUUGAUGCGUCAGCUGGAUGCUUACUUCUAUGCUCGUGCCCGCAAGGGGGAGUUGGUGGACUAUGGACCUCGUACAGGGACAUGGGUGCGGGCAGGGAAGUGCCAACAAAGCGGACGCAUCCAAAAGCUGGCCGCAGUGACCAGCAUCACCAAGUGCAAGGCUAUUGUCAAGAAGUUCACCAAGAAGAGGUUCAGAAUCAUCAAGAAGAACACAUAUCCAUGGGCAAAAGGGUGCCUCUGGAACUAUGAAAACAAGAGGGGAUACUUCAACAAGGCUGACAGCAAUGCGGAUGCCGGAACUAAGUACAUUGAAUUGAAGAAGAAGAGGAAGGGUUCCGGCUUCUACAACCAGCACCGAUACAAGGUGGACAUCGGGCAAUUCUGCUACUAUGAUCAGUCUUUGGACGAGGCGGCUGCAUCGUACUACUCGCCCUACAAGUUGAAGGCCAGCAUGAUUGCAAAGCCUGAGAUGUCCACCAGUUGUUCCUUUGGAAUGAUGGCCAGCCUCCAUCGGGUGGGGCUCACGGAUAGCCCUUGUGCUGAAAUCCUGACAGGUGCACAUGGUUCUAAGGCAAAGAACUUGCUCAUUGAACAGAUCACCAACAAGUGGUGCCCCAAUAUUUGGACAGAAGCAAUUGAGAAGGGCUCAACGUGCUCAGCAGAGCGCUUUCCAACAUGGGCUCAUGAUGGCUUUGUGGACGAUCCAAAGAGCGCUUACGAGGAAGUGUUUGCCCAACGUGCUGAAUACCUCCUGAAGAGCAUUGGUGGGGGUGAGACCAAGGCAGAUUUGAUGAAAUCCCGCACUCCAAAGAUGGGGUUGCCUGAAGGUGCUUGCAGCAGCAUUGAAGACGAGAUGUUCGAUGACUUCCUGCAAUCCAAGGGUGAUGAAGCACCAGAUCCCUGGGAUUGAGCGAGCGACACCCAGCAUGGCGCGCGUUGCGCCUCAUGGCAACUAUUGGCAACUUGGCCUUGCAGGUGCCUUGGUAUUACAUGAGGACUCCUUCGAUAGCAGUUCCAGCAUGCGAGGCUCUUGCGAUUUGUGCUGAGGCUGGCCUUAGUUUCUGAUAGCUUGGAAGACGCGUAUUUUAGGCAUCACAGUUUCAAA
This is a messenger RNA of Durusdinium trenchii, 1369 nucleotides long. The record is from the annotation of a GenBank genome assembly. Lineage: Eukaryota; Dinophyceae; Suessiales; Symbiodiniaceae.